AUGGAUACAAAUGGUUGCCUAGGCACUUACACAAUACCCGAAGUCGGUGCUCAUUCGUCAUUGGGCGCUGGAGGCUGGGAUGGAAGACGGCGCAUCGAUAGAUUGCGUCCUGAUGCGUCCGAAUGCCACAUGACAAUCGGCUUCACAACUAUUGUCAAAAUGUCUUUUAUACCAAAAUUGACCAAUGAAAACAUGAUCGAAUGGACAACAAACAUGAUUUCCCAUAACAUGGUACCACUUGAAAUGGGCCCUCGUCGUCUUGCCAAGGCGACGAGGACGCCGAACUGA
Molecule: messenger RNA, 288 nt
Organism: Protopolystoma xenopodis
Lineage: Eukaryota; Metazoa; Platyhelminthes; Monogenea; Polystomatidea; Polystomatidae
Source: the annotation of a GenBank genome assembly